GGUGCUAAAGCGUUGGGAUGCAUCAUGAAACGGAAAGUCGCAGAAAAUAAGGAGUGGGGAACUAGCUCAGAUGGUAGAGCGCUCGCUUCGCAUUAUGAGUCUGCGAGAGGUACUGGGUUCGAUACCCAG
Messenger RNA from Racocetra persica, 129 nucleotides. The record is from the annotation of a GenBank genome assembly. Lineage: Eukaryota; Fungi; Glomeromycota; Glomeromycetes; Diversisporales; Gigasporaceae.